Caenorhabditis sp. 36 PRJEB53466 is the source of this 6029-nucleotide messenger RNA. The record is from the annotation of a GenBank genome assembly. NCBI's taxonomy places the organism in Eukaryota, Metazoa, Nematoda, Chromadorea, Rhabditida, Rhabditidae.
AUGUUGAUGAAUUCUGAGGACGAAUCGAGUGACGAGAAUGAGGCAUCAAAGCCACAAUAUCAACGGUUUCUUAAAGCAAAAAAGCAGAGCAGCAUUCCUACUCAAAAUGUUUCAGGGGUGUCCCGCAGAAUCAGUCAUCGUUUCCCAGAGGUCGAUCAAACUUUUCCUCUGGAACUGUGCCGAAUCGCAGAGUGGAAAGCACACCUGUCAACACUCUGGCCACUGGACACUCAAAUAAAAUGCUUAUGACCACAUAUAGAAUAAGCAGACCGCGGUAAUAUUCUGAAACGUAUUGAGAAAAGCAGUUAGAAACAUCCUGCCAAUUCUAAAACAGCCGGAAAGCAUCUUUUUCUUUUUCUUUCUCGAAUAAAAGCGUUUUUCACAACAAAAAAAACAAUUGACGAAGAAUUGCAGAGGUCCAAGUUCGGAAAAUGGAGAGAAUGACCAAGGCUCUGCCGAACAAAUCUCGGAUGGAGCAUCCACGUCGCGCCACGACCAUCUGAACAACUACUCCUAUCCGAUUGACAGAAGCUACCUACAAGAUGUCAACAUUUUCCCGCUCAAACCGUCCAUCAAACAAGAUGCUAGUAAUGUCAAAAGAUAUUCAUUACCAUCUACCCACAUCCUUUACGAGAAAACGAGACAUAAAGGCGGUGUAAACAUUGAAGAACAGGAGAAAGUAGCGAAAAUGUUGCAAGCUGCGGUGGAAGAUACUAUUGUGGAGCAGCCGGCGCCCGUGGUUCCCCAGAAAGACAACCUUCAGUUAACUGUCGAUGUGAAACUGUUCGGAGCAAUGAACAAUGAAACUUUUGGAUACUACCGGACUCACAUGGGCACUAUGAAACAAUUCUUCGGAAAAUGUCUCAAAAAGGUGAGUUUCUCGAACAAUUAAAAUACUAAAUUCAUCUGUUUAGUCUGACGCGGUCGAAGUGAACUGGUUGAAGACGGGCUUAAUGCCUCGAGCCACGUAUGAAGAACAAGUUUAUAUGAUCGAAACCAAUAUUUUAAUCCGGCCAAUUGAACUAUUUUCUUACCCGCACGAACUGUUUACCCAAUUUGUCACAAAAUUCACGCGGCAAACUGUGGGAAUGUUGCACGAUCAAGUGUUUGUAGAGCCUACUAAGAUGCACACGCUUUUUCCCAAAAUUACGUGAGCACUGUCAGUUUUUUCUGAUUUAAUUCGACAAUUUUCAGUCCUCAGCACAUUGAUGUCAGUGUUUCUGGAAUUGCCAUUGGAAACUGUCCAAAUCCCGGACUUUUCCUAGUCAGAGGAGAUUACAUUAGCCAGGAGAAUACUGUCUGCAGUGUGUAAGUGUUAUUAUGAAACGCUAAUUUUGUUCUAAAUUCUCACAAGUUUUCAGUAAGCUUCAAGCCCAGCACACCGUCGAUCCAACCCGUGAACAUACUGCGUAUAAAGUAGCUGGAAACAACCGAUACCUGUCAUACGCCCGUUUUGAACACGACAAACGAGUUCUCGUCGUCUGUUUUGGAGUUCGGCUUCGAGAUUUCGGAGACGACGGAUUAGAUCAUGCCGGUUUCCGGCUCAACAUGUACUACAACUCGUUUACCAGAGUCAUCGUGGAUCUUUCGAAGGAAAACAUGAAUAGCAUCUACAUUCAACUGAAAAAUCCUCCUCUGUUGUGGGAAGGGAUUCCCAAGAGUACUGUUUACAAUCCAUCCAAGUCUAAAGUGUUGAACAUGGAAAUGUGUACUGAAUGGGUAGAUUAUUUAAUUUCCAGAUUCUGUUUCCUUGCGAAUAAACUGUUUCAGAUGAGAGUGCUCAGUUGGCCUGGUGAUGCUGAGCAACGAGGAAUUGGAUGUACUACGGAGGCUUUUGCCCAAAGCCGUUGGGUCAGAAUUACUUUUCGGAAAGAUGAUGUUGAGACUGACGUAAUUUCUACAUCUUCCAACUUCCAAGCUUUUACUUUUAAAACGUAUCCUUGCAGAUGUCAUCAUCAUACUUACUGGAAAUAAUCUCGAGAAUUGCGUCCCGAUGCAAUGUGAAAGUGUCAUUCGGUUCAGUCUUCUCUAUCCGCAGAAAACUGGCGCCAUCUCCAGCGUUCCAAUCCCUCGGAACAUUCAGAGCAAAUUACGCCCUUCAAGCGCUUAUAACGCGUGGGAGCGUCUUCCUUGAUCAGUUGCUUGACGUCACCGACGUUCAUGUUCCGGAAGAUCAAGAAAAACCAAUGGUGUUAGAGCAUGAGCCACUAUUCCUAAAAAUCGUGAGAAGAUGUAUGAAAGAAUGCACACAGGCCACGGAAGAAACUCUUGAGCAACUUCUGAAUGCUAUUGACGAGCGGAGAAAUGUUAUAAUUGUACAAGCAUUCCAGUCACUUUACAAGUCUCGAAAAGUACAAUACGAACGGCUUCUAAGUGGAGAAAGCAUUCAAGAUUCCGGCCUUGCAAAACCACUUCCGAAGAACUGUGUUUCUGUGGCGAAAGUAAUUGUAACUCCAUCGCGUGUUUUACUGAUGGCUCCAGAAGUGAUGAUGGUCAACAGAGUGGUCAGAAGAUUCGGACCUGAUUAUGCCCUCCGAUGCGUUUUUCGUGACGACAACAUGGGUCGCCUGGCCAUUCGUGACUUCUCCAUCAACAAUAUCGAUCAUAUGUCAAACAUUGUUACUCAAGGAAUCUACCACACCCUUCGAAAUGGUAUUCAAGUGGCUGAUCGUCUCUAUAGCUUCCUUGGUUGGAGCAAUUCUCAAAUGAGAGAUCAGGGAUGCUAUUUGUAUGCACCUCACGUCGACCAAGUCACUGGAAUGCUGACUGGGACUGUGGAGGACAUUCGAGCGUGGAUGGGUGACUUCCGGGAUGCAGUCAGCGUGCCGAAGAUGAUGAGUAGGAUGGGCCAAUGCUUUACACAAGCUCAGCCAACCGUUCGGCUCAAGCGAAAACAUUGGAUUGUCGAGGCGGAUAUCGAAGGUGGCCUUGACAAUAAAUACUGCUUUUCGGAUGGUUGUGGACGCAUUUCGUGCAAAUUGGCGGCUCAAAUAACGAAAUUACUUGAGCUAAAAGAGGUUCCCGCUUGUUUCCAAGUGAGGUUCAAAGGAUUCAAAGGAAUAGUUGUGAUUGACCCGACUAUUGAUGAAAUUAUCAACAUGCCGAAGAUUAUCUUCAGGUAUUGCUUGCCUAGAUAUCCAUAACAACCACAAUUUUUACAGAAAAAGUCAGAGAAAAUUCGGGGAAGGUUCUGGAGACCUACAAGACGAUUAUCUGGAAGUGGUGAAGUAUGCGAUGCCUUCUCCCGUUUGCUUCAAUCGUCCGUUCAUCACAAUUCUGGAUCAAGUAUCUGCCAAACAGUCAGCUCGUUCUCACGCAAGAAUCACAAAUCGAGUACAUUACUAUCUCGAAAGAGAGCUUUGUCUGCUGAGCAGUAAGUUUAAAAGUUUCAUAUUCCACGGAGAAUGAAAUUUUCUCAGAUAUGAUGAUAAACGAGAGCCAAGCCGCCGAGGAGCUGUUCAACCGUACUAAUCUACCAAUCGAUUGGCUCAAAGUUAGCAAAAGAGCUGGUUUCCAGCUAACAGUAGAUCCAUUCGUUCGUGCUAUGAUCUUCUCCAUUUAUCGCUACAAUAUCAUACAUCACAUCUCAAAGGCCAAAAUCUUCUUGCCACCAAACAUGGGCAGAUCGAUGUACGGAGUAGUGGAUGAGACGGGUCUUCUGCAGCACGGGCAAGUUUUCAUUCAGUAUUCGCCAAGCAUCCGACAAACGAGUCGACAGCCGGUUCUGAAGACUGGAAAAGUGCUGAUAACAAAAAAUCCAUGCCACGUUCCCGGUGAUGUGAGGGUAUUCGAAGCGGUUUGGCAGCCAGCUCUCGUGCAUUUGGUCGAUGUGGUUGUGUUUCCACAGCACGGACCUCGUCCUCAUCCCGAUGAAAUGGCAGGAUCCGACUUGGACGGAGACGAGUAUUUGAUUAUCUGGGAUCAAGAGAUGCUCCUGGACUAUAAUGAGGAUGCAAUGGUGUUUCCGAGCAGUUCGGCUCUAGAAGAAGAAAAAGAGCCAACUGUGGAUGAUAUGGUCGAGUUCUUUCUCCGAUAUCUCCAGCAAGAUUCGAUUGGAAGAAUGAGCCACGCUCAUCUCGCGUACGCCGACCUGCACGGACUCUUCCAGUGAGUUUUUUACAACGUUACUUCAGUGCCCUUAAAAAAAUUUUUUAGCGAAAACUGUCACUCGAUUGCCCUGAAAUGUGCAGUUGCUGUGGAUUUCCCAAAAAGUGGAGUGCCAGCAGAGCCACUUGCAAUUUAUGAACAGUGCGAAGUGACUCCAGAUUAUAUGAUGUCGGGGGGAAAACCAAUGUACUACAGUACCCGUCUGAAUGGACAAUUGUAUCGAAGAGCUCGAAAAGUGGAAGAAGUGCUAGAAGAGUACGAAAAUCGAGAUAGUUUAUUCGCAGGCGAAUAUGACAAACUCAUUUGUCCGGACGAUGAAGACGUGUUCUUUGGAGAUCAAGUAAAACUGUUUAACAUAGUGGCGAUCAGGGAUGAGUACGCCAGCAAGAUGCAGCAAUUACUUGAUGAGUACGGAAUCGAAGACGAAGCGUCAGUGGUAUCGGGACACGCGGCCAGUAUCAAAAGACUAGCAGGAAUGGAGAGAGAUGACUACUCCUUCUAUCACACUGACAAAGUCGUCGAACUUCGCUACGAGAAACUGUUCAAGAUUUACCGUGCCAUGUUUUUUGAAGAGUACGGCGGAGAAGAAGCAAAUUCUACCUCGGAUGGCAGGAAUAGUCAUGUAGUUAGCACCCAGGCAAUGCAGGAAAAAGUGCGACAGUGGUACUUCGUUGCCUACGUGCAACCACGAAAGAACAAGGCCGGAAGAAGCAUCGGACAAAGCUUACCUUGGGUCGCUUGGGAUGUUCUUUGUGAUUUGAGACGAAAAUUGGUGAGUUUAGGAAGCAAUCUUUGAUCUGAAAAGUCAAAAAUUUCAUUCAGAUGCUUGACAAGGCUGAGCUUGGACCACAAGUUAGGUACCCGAUGUCCGUGCGAUUGGCAGAAGAGAUGGAACUGUCGAUAGAAAGACAAUCUGAACAAUUUGAAACGUUUAAAUGUCUCGUGAACACUUGCAGAGACGGACUUUGUAUUGAAAGGUUCUUUUUCUUAUUUUCUUAUCCGAAGACGCAAUGUCUUACAGAUAUUCUCAAGUUUAUGGUGACAAGAUCACGAAAAUGGUAUUUCUUCUCAAAGUAUGGCUGGAAAAGGAGAACGUGCUUCCAUCAGAGGUUUUCAAUAUCUGGCACGUUGGUCGACUUCUAAUACGAUUCGCUCUCGGCGUUUUACGUGGAAAUCCGCUCAUCGACUACGAAAAAAGCAUUCUGAAAACGGAGGCUGUUCUCCAUCAAUGGAUUUCGAGAAAAGAAGAACAACUAGAAACAAACGACUGUCAAAUUGAUAUGGGUAGUCUGAUGAUCGAGUUUCUUCGAUAUCUUGCCAGUCAAUCGUUUGCGCUUUCCGAGAAAAUCAGUCUACGAGUGUUCAGUGAUAAAGGGAUCAUAGAGCCAGUGCUCCUACACAACUCGCAGUGGAUGGCUUUGCAUCAUGUUUACUUUCCUUUUAAAAUCAGGAUAUAAUGUUGGGUUCAGGUCGCUUAUCGAACAUUCCACGCAUUGUCCGUAUCCGGUCGCUUUGAUGCACUCCAUCUGGACGACGACGGUGUCAUUGAAUACAUUUCGGAGAGCAAAAAUCCGAUUCUGGUCAAUGAAUCUGUGUUCAACUGCAAAAACUAUACGGAGGAUAAUCCAGUGGCCAGAGGUCUUAUUAUGCAAUCACUGAAGGUAAACAAUGGUUUCACCGUGGCCGUUCGUGGGCGUGCGUGAAAAACAUGAAUAACAUUUCAGGAAUGGUCCGGAGUGACUGAAAUAAUCUCCCGAGACUAUACAGGAAGAGCAAAGAACGAUCUCGUCUAUGUGACAUCAGUCGGCACAGUUUUAGCCAAACAGCGGCUGGCUCGGCUGCUCUUGCUUAGCGGAGAAACAAUUAGGGAUGCGAUUGCCAAUGACACUGUGCCUGCAGAAGUACGGGACGAAUUCUUGUAA